UCUUUCUCGUCGCAACAUCAGAUUUUUACUUCUACCUGCGGAACUCCAAACAAUACAGGCAUACAUUAAAGCAUAAACGCCUUAUCUAUCUCCGCAGCCAUGGCUGCUGCUGCACUCGGCUGCAAUUUCCACCUCAAACUCCACGAACCCUACAAAUUUGUCAGAAGAAUCCCAACCACCAUCUCCUGCUCUCAGUCUCAGAGCAACAUUAAGGUUGUAAUAAACGGGGCAGCCAAGGAAAUAGGAAGAGCAGCAGUGGUUGCAGUGACCAAGGCAAGGGGAAUGGAAGUAGCCGGCGCAGUCGAUUCUUACUUGGUCGGAGAAGACAUUGGAAAGGUUUGCGACAUGGAAGAGGCUUUGGAAAUUCCCGUAGUGAAUGACCUUACAAUGGUCUUAGGUUCCAUCUCUCAGUCAAAAGCAACCUCUGUCGUUGUGGACUUCACCGAUCCUUCAGCAGUUUAUGAAAAUGUCAAACAGGCAACGGCAUUUGGAGUGAAGAGUGUAGUCCAUGUUCCUCGUAUGAAAAUGGACACUGUUUCUGCAUUGUCGGCAUUCUGUGAAAAAGCAAGCAUGGGGUGCGUCGUGGCGCCAACGCUUUCCAUUGGAUCGAUACUCCUCCAACAAGCUGCGAUAACCGCCUCUUUUCACUACAACAGUGUCGAGAUCAUCGAAUCCCGGCCUCGCCCCGCUGAUUUCCCGUCGCAGGAGGCAGUGCAAAUAGCUAACAACAUCAGCAACCUAGGCCACAUAUACAACAGAGAAGACAUUUCCACAGAUACUCGGGCGAGGGGUCAAGUAGUCGGGGAAGAUGGAGUGAGGGUGCACAGCAUGGUCCUUCCCGGCCUCCCCUCCAGCACAGCAGUCUACUUCUCCCGCCCCGGCGAGGUUUAUACGGUGAAGCACGACAUUACAGACGUGCAAUGUCUCAUGCCGGGGCUCCUCCUCGCCAUCCGAAGAGUUGUCCGUCUCAAGAGCCUGGUGUAUGGCUUGGAAAAGUUCCUGUAAAUAAUGCUUCUUUUUGUUAUUAACAAAGAAAAAAUAUAUAUAUAUAGUAUUUAACUAUUAUGUUUCGAUGAAUAUUUAUUUAUUACAAAUGUUACACUCUCAUUAUUAUUGGUCGUUAUUCUCUUUAA
Andrographis paniculata is the source of this 1133-nucleotide messenger RNA. RefSeq names its product dihydrodipicolinate reductase-like protein CRR1, chloroplastic. Gene Ontology annotation, cellular component: chloroplast stroma. NCBI's taxonomy places the organism in Eukaryota, Viridiplantae, Streptophyta, Magnoliopsida, Lamiales, Acanthaceae. Bases 100 to 1005 code for a protein of 301 amino acids. The record is from RefSeq and is a predicted model, not a curated record. Gene Ontology annotation, molecular function: 4-hydroxy-tetrahydrodipicolinate reductase activity. The transcript is spliced from 10 exons.